AUGAAAUCAGACUUCAAAUUUUCGAAUCUAUUGGGUACAGUGUAUAGACAGGGAAACCUUGUGUACACCAGCGAUGGGAAAAAGUUGUUAUCGCCCGUAGGCAAUAGAGUAUCAUGCUUUGAUCUCAUUAACAAUAAGUCAUUUACUUUCAACUAUGAACACAGAAAGAAUGUCAGAAGAAUUACUCUUAAUAAACAGGGAACUUUGCUUCUCAGUGUGGAUGAGGAUGGAAGGGCUAUCUUGGUAAACUUUGUAUCUCGAAUAGUAUUACAUCACUUCAACUUCAAGGACGCUGUCAAUGAUUUGCAGUUCAGUCCAAAUGGUGAGUACUUUGCUAUAGCCAUGGGUAGAUUUAUACAAGUAUGGAAGACACCCGACUUCACUGAAGAUAGACAGUUUGCUCCAUUUGUGCGUCAUAGAAUCUAUUCGGGCCACAAUAAUGAUGUUCUCUCAGUCACUUGGUCAAAUGAUCUGAGGUUCUUCAUCUCUACUUCGAAAGAUAUGACAUCCAAGAUCUUUUCAUUGCUGAGUGCUGAGAAAGAUGUAGCCAUGACGUUGGCAGGACACAGAGACUACGUGAUAAAGGCAUUCUUCAACGAAACACAAGAAAUCAUUUACACUAUUAGUAAAGACGGUGCCUUAUUCCAAUGGGAAUAUACUGAAAAGCCAACCGAUGGAGAUAGUGAAGAUGAAGAUGAUGAAAAUGAUAGCGAUGACGAAGAAUCGGAGUCGCUGAAAAAACCAAUGAGUUGGAGAAUUACUGCAAAGAACUUCUUCCAUUCAGAUGCCAGGGUAAAGUGUGCCACAUUCCAUCCUAAAUCGAACUUGUUGAUUGUUGGAUUCAGCAACGGUGAAUUUAGGCUCUACGAGUUGCCUGAGUUCAACUUGAUUCAGCUGUUGAGCAUGGGACAAAACUCAGUCUCUACGGUAAACAUCAAUGCUACUGGUGAAUGGUUGGCGUUUGGAUCAUCUAAAUUGGGCCAAUUGUUGGUAUAUGAAUGGCAAUCUGAGUCUUAUAUCUUAAAGCAGCAGGGCCACUUCGAUCUGAUGAAUGCUCUUUGCUACUCCCCUGAUGGAUCUAGAGUAGUGACUGCAUCUGAUGACGGUAAAAUUAAAGUUUGGGAUGUAGUAAGUGGGUUCUGCCUUGUCACUUUCAGUGAGCAUACAUCAAGUGUUACUGCUGUGCUGUUUGCCAAGAGAGGACAAGUCUUGUUCUCAGCUUCAUUGGAUGGUACUGUCAGAGCAUGGGAUCUCAUUAGAUUUAGAAAUUUCAGAACAUUCACAGCAACUGAAAGAAUUCAGUUCAAUUCGUUGGCUGUCGAUCCCCUGGGAGAAAUUGUUGUUGCUGGUUCCCAAGACACCUUCGAAAUUCAAAUCUGGUCUGUACAAACCUCACAAUUACUUGAUACUUUGGCAGGGCAUGAGGGCCCAAUUUCAUGUUUGAGUUUUGGUAAUGAGAAUGGUUCUAUCUUGGCAUCAGCUUCAUGGGAUAAAACGAUCAGAAUUUGGAAUAUUUUUGGUAGAUCUCAACAUGUUGAACCUAUCGAAAUUCACUCCGAUGUUUUGAGUAUCGCUAUGAGACCAGAUUCUAAGGAAAUAGCAGUUUCCACUUUAGAUGGUAAUAUUAGUAUAUGGGACAUCGAAGAUGCUAAGCAAUUACAUUUAAUUGAUGGUAAGAAGGAUAUAAUCGGUGGUAGGUUUUUGGAGGAUAGAUUCACAUCUAAAAACGCCGCUAGAUCUAAGUUUUUCACGUGUAUUGGAUACUCUUUUGAUGGGUUGACCUUAGUUGCUGCUGGUAACAACAAUUCCAUCUGUAUGUAUGAUAUUUCUAACGAGGUAUUGUUGAAGAGAUUUACAGUUUCUCAGAACAUGCAACUUAAUGGUACAUUGAAGCAGUUAAACAGUAGUAGAUUAACUGCUAAUGGGGAAUCACUAGACUUAAUUGAUAGAGAUGGUGAAAAUUCUGAUUUAGAAGAUAGAUUAGAUAUUACAUUACCUGGUUCUCACAAGGGAGAUCCUAGUUUGAGAAACGUUAGGCCAGAAAUUAGGGUUACCUCGAUUGUGUUUUCUCCAACUGCUGCUGCCUUUGCAGCAGCUUCAACUGAAGGGUUAUUAAUUUACUCAGUGGACGAAACAAUUUUGUUCGAUCCUUUCGAUUUGGAUGUGGACAUCACACCAGAAUCAACAUUAGAAAGUUUAAAAGAAAAGGAGUACCUUACUGCUUUGAUCAUGGCUUUCAGAUUAAAUGAAGACUACUUAAUUCACAGAGUUUAUGAAACUAUCCCAGUCAAUGACAUUAAAUUGGUCUCGCAGGACUUACCUAUAGUUUACUUGGACCGUUUAUUGACAUUUAUUGGUAAAUUGGUUAUGGAAUCAUCUCACUUGGAAUUCAACUUACUCUGGGUUCAAAGUUUAAUUACGAGCCAUGGAAAGUACAUAAAUGCCCACAAGCAUCUAUUUUCGUCGUCAUUGAAGUCUAUUCAAAGAUUUUUAGCCAGAUUAGCUAAGGAUGUCGUGUUAGUAUCGAAGAGAACUGGAUAUUUGCAGAGCUACCUCACUCAAGAGACGAGAGAACUUGACACUUAUGUCGAAGAAGAAGAAGAACAUGAAAAUGAUGACGAAGAAAUGGAUGAAGAUGAAGAACAAGAGCACAAUGAUAAUGAUGAUAGCGAUAGUGAUGGCGAAGGUUGGUUGGGAGCUGCAAACGGCAAGAAGGCGAGCAAUGCAUUCGAGGAAGAGGGAGAGUCUGAUUCCGACGAGGAAAUGGAUAGUAAUUGA
Messenger RNA from Dujonia railenensis, 2778 nucleotides. Lineage: Eukaryota; Fungi; Ascomycota; Pichiomycetes; Serinales; Debaryomycetaceae. The record is from the annotation of a GenBank genome assembly.